Papaver somniferum (opium poppy) is the source of this 1095-nucleotide messenger RNA. Its product is annotated as signal recognition particle receptor subunit alpha homolog. The record is from RefSeq and is a predicted model, not a curated record. Lineage: Eukaryota; Viridiplantae; Streptophyta; Magnoliopsida; Ranunculales; Papaveraceae. Gene Ontology annotation, molecular function: signal recognition particle binding; ATP hydrolysis activity; GTP binding. The coding region runs from base 1 to 1095 and encodes 364 amino acids. Gene Ontology annotation, biological process: SRP-dependent cotranslational protein targeting to membrane. The transcript is spliced from 9 exons. Gene Ontology annotation, cellular component: endoplasmic reticulum membrane.
AUGGUAACAAAGAAUUCACCAACAGAGGCUGAGCUGAAUUAUUCGGUUCCUGUUGAUAAGAGAGGGAUUGAGAAAAAGGAAGUUGUGGUAGAGAAUCAUGGUAAAAGUAUGAUGGAUGAAAAGCAAGAUGAGGUAGCUGGCAAUGACCCCAAGCUCAAUGAAAAAAUGGAAGCAUGGUUUUCGUCAAUUUUCCAGAGUGUCGCAGGAAAAGCAAAUUUAGAGAAGUCAGACCUUCAACCAGCACUUAAAGCCAUUAAAGAUAGGCUCCUGACCAAGAAUGUGGCGGAAGAAAUAGCUGAGAAGCUUUGUGAGUCCGUAGCGGCUAGUCUUGUAGGAAAAAAGCUGGCUUCAUUCACUAGCGUAUCAUCAACAGUUCAGGCAGCAAUGGAAGACGCAGUUGUUCGCAUUUUAACUCCCAAACACUCUAUUGAUGUAUUGAGGGAUAUACAUGAUGCCAAGGAGCAAGGGAGGCCAUAUGUGAUCACUUUUGUUGGUGUAAAUGGAGUCGGAAAGUCUACCAUUCUUGCUAAGAUUGCAUACUGGCUUAAAGAGAACGAUAUUAGUGUUAUGAUGGCUGCUUGCGAUACAUUUAGGUCUGGAGCAGUUGAACAGCUUCGAACUCAUGCUCGUAAGCUCCAGAUUCCUAUAUUUGAGAAAGGCCACGAAAAGGAUCCUGCUAUUGUGGCAAAGCAAGCAAUCCAAGAAGCAAGGCGAAAUGGUUCAGAUGUGGUGCUUGUUGAUACAGCUGGACGUAUGCAGGAUAACGAACCAUUGAUGAGGGCCCUCUCGAAGCUUGUAUCCCUCAACAGCCAGGACCUAGUUCUGUUUGUUGGAGAAGCACUGGUUGGGAACGAUGCUGUAGAUCAACUAUCAAAAUUCAAUCAGAAAUUGGCAGAUCUCUCAAACACACCUAGUUCCACCGUGAUGGAUGGGAUUGUGCUCACAAAGUUCGAUUGUAUUGAUGAUAAGGUUGGAGCUGCGCUUUCCAUGGUGUAUGUAUCGAGAGCACCAGUGAUGUUUGUAGGUUGCGGACAGUCCUACAAAGACUUGCAGACGCUAAAAGUCAAAAUCAUUGUCGAGACUCUCCUCAAGUAG